Messenger RNA from Saccostrea echinata, 1132 nucleotides. Its product is annotated as 4-hydroxy-2-oxoglutarate aldolase, mitochondrial-like. Gene Ontology annotation, biological process: N-acetylneuraminate catabolic process. NCBI's taxonomy places the organism in Eukaryota, Metazoa, Mollusca, Bivalvia, Ostreida, Ostreidae. The record is from RefSeq and is a predicted model, not a curated record. Bases 86 to 1105 code for a protein of 339 amino acids. Gene Ontology annotation, molecular function: N-acetylneuraminate lyase activity; 4-hydroxy-tetrahydrodipicolinate synthase activity. The transcript is spliced from 7 exons.
CAAGAGGUCGUCCGUGAAUUAAUGCAAAAGAUAGCUGUAACCGAAUACCCGCACAGGCUGUGUGACACACGAUCCAUGUCCAACUAUGAAGCGAGUGGCGAACUGUCUUGUUAGAUUUUGCAGGCGAUCUAGGGUUCCUUUUCAUGGGAAACAUUUACGACCGCCACCUGUGGUGAUGUCCGUGGUAAGGCAUUCCAGUAGUGGGACAGGACGGGUAGAUGUCAGUGGUAUUUACCCUCCUAUUGCCACGCCCUUUAACAAGGAUGAGAGUGUAGCUUACGACAAACUGACUGAAAACAUGCAGAAGUGGAAUAAGAUACCUUUUGGGGGUUAUGUUGUACAGGGAUCCAAUGGGGAAUAUGUAUAUCAGACAGCACAAGAGAGGAUCAAGGUCGUGGAACAUGUUGCUAAGACAGCGACUCCAGACAAGGUCAUCAUGGCAGGCUCCGGAUGUGAAUCCACCAAAGAUACUAUAGAAAUGACCAAUCGAAUGGCAGACGUAGGGGCACAUGCUGCACUAGUGGUGACUCCUAGUUAUUACAAGAAUGGGAUGCACAAUAGGGCUCUAAUCAACCAUUUCACAAAGGUUGCUGAUGCCAGUAAGAUACCCAUACUGUUGUACAGUGUCCCAGGUAACACAGGAAUUGACCUUGACCCAGAAGUCAUUAUAACCUUGUCCUCCCAUCCCAACAUAAUUGGACUAAAGGACAGUGGGGGGGAUAUAGCCAAGCUUGCAAAUUUGGUAUACAAGACUCAGGGUAAAGAUUUCCAGAUAAUGGCAGGGUCUGCUGGAUUUUUGCUGCCUGCUUAUCUUGUGGGUUGUGUAGGUGGAGUAUGUGGGGUGGCCAACAUGCUGGGACAGGAACUCUGUGAUUUAGAGCAGCUGUAUAAAAAUGGAAAGAUGGAGGAAGCCACAAAAUUACAGCAGAGAAUUGUUGCUCCCAAUGCAUGUGUAACAAAGAGGUUUGGGGUACCAGGGCUGAAGGUUGCCAUGGAAUGGUUUGGUUACUAUGGAGGUCCAGUAAGGUCACCAUUACAACCAAUCACAACAGAGCAGGAAGAAAUCAUGAGGACUGUGUUCAAAUCCUCAGGGUUCCUCACCUGAGAUCAAGGAUAUUGUAAUUAUUUCACA